AUGAACAAUAUUGGAGACGAAGGAGCAAAACAACUUGCCAUAGCUUUAAUGAACAACAAGACAAUCACGAAAAUCCACCUUUCUCAAAAUGGAAUCGAAUGUGAAGGAGUAGAACAUCUUGCAAAUAUUCUCAGCAAGAACAUGACACUCACCACAUUCGAUCUUACAGCGAAUGAAAUCAGAAACAUGGGAGCACAACAUGUUGCCAAUGCUCUAGUCACAAACACGACACUCACAACUCUCAACCUUUCGUCGAAUAUAAUCGGUGAUGAAGGGGCAGAGUAUCUUGCUAAUGCUCUCCAGAAUAACACGACACUGAUGACGCUCAACCUCUUAGGAAAUAUGAUCGGAGAAAAAGGAGCCCAAUAUCUUGCUGAUGCUCUCGUUAAGAACAAAACACUUACUACACUUAUCCUUAGAGCAAAUGAUAUCGGAGAGAAAGGGGCAGAACAUCUUGCAAAUGCUCUGCUAAAAAAUAUAACACUGACCACACUUGAUCUUUCGGGCAAUAGUAUCAAAUCCGAAGGAGCACAAUAUCUUGCCAAUGCAUUCGCUAACAAUACGGUACUUACUACACUUCAUCUUUUCUCCAAUGGAAUUUGUGAUAAAGGAGCAAUGUAUAUUGCUAGUGCUCUCAAUGGAAAAACAAAUCUUACUACACUCAACCUUUCAAACAAUAAUAUUGGAGCCAGAGGAGCGAAAGAUCUUGCCAAUGCUCUUAGCAAUAACAAGACCAUUACCGCACUUGAUCUUGCAAUAAAUUGGAUAACAGAUACAGAAGCACAACUUUUUUCCGAUGCCCUUUGCACGAACAGCACACUUACUACACUUGACUUUACAAGUAACCGAAUUGGGGACAAUGGGACACAAAGCCUGGCCAAUAGUCUUACCAAUAACACAACACUAGUCGAACUCAACCUUAGCGUGAAUGUAAUAGGACCUAUGGGUGCCGAACACCUUGCCAAAGCUCUCGCCAUCAACAAAACACUCACGACGCUGAAACUAUUCGCAAAUUCGAUCGAAGACAUUGGUGCACAAAAUUUUGCUGAAGCUCUUAUUAACAACACGACGCUCACCACACUCGACCUUUCAAGCAAUAAUAUUCAUGUGGAAGGAGCACGACACCUUGCUUCUGCUCUCAACAGCAAUACGACACUCACUACACUUCUGCUUGCGAGGAAUAGAAUAGGAGACAGAGGAGCACAAUGUUUUGCUGACAGCCUCACCAAGAACACAACACUCAACACACUCAACAUCUUAGGAAAUCGAAUUACAGCCGAAGGAGUGGAAUAUCUUGCAAACGCACUCGUGAAUAACACCACACUAACCACACUUGACCUGUCGGAGAAUCGAAUUCCUGAUCUUGGGGCACAACAUAUUGCCAAUGCCCUCGUCAACAAUAAUACACUCACUACACUCAACCUUCGAUUGAAUAAAAUCAGAGACGAAGGUAUACAACAUCUUUCUAAUGCUCUCGCAAGCAACACGACACCGAGGACACUCGAUGUUUGUGGCAAUGGAAUUGCUAAAGAAUAA
Messenger RNA from Rotaria sordida, 1536 nucleotides. The record is from the annotation of a GenBank genome assembly. NCBI's taxonomy places the organism in Eukaryota, Metazoa, Rotifera, Eurotatoria, Philodinida, Philodinidae.